Molecule: messenger RNA, 766 nt
Organism: Brachypodium distachyon (stiff brome)
Lineage: Eukaryota; Viridiplantae; Streptophyta; Magnoliopsida; Poales; Poaceae
Exons: 1
Coding region: 264-593 (109 amino acids)
Source: RefSeq, a predicted model, not a curated record
CUAUCGUGUGGUGGUUAACUAACUAAACCACCUGCUCGCAUUUGAUACUGGUAGCAGAUCGACGUCACAAACGGUCAAUGCCGACCCUUAAGUCCUCCAUAGGACACACUACCCUUCAAGAAAAAGAAAAGACGCCAGAACUAAGCCCCGGCCGUAUGCAUGUAGUGAGUGUAUUUGUAUCGCUUUCUCCCCGUAGCAAGAAACAGAAGGCAAACAAGAUCGAUCGAUCUCUCUACAUGUACAUUUGAUCAUCGUUCUUCGGUAUGGUGGGAAUCGGGGUUGCGAGGAGAGCCAUGCUGUUCCGCGUGCCGCGGCGGGCGCCGGCGAGCGGCGGGCAUAGGAAGAGGAUGGCGGUGGCGAGGCUCGGCGGAGUGAGGCGCCGGAGGUUCUUGGGCGCGCUGCGGCGGGUGCGUGUGCGGUGCUGGCUGGCGGCGCUGUGCCGGCGGACGCUGCGGCGGCUGCGCGCGAGCUACGCCAAGGCGCUCCGCGAGCUCGCCGAGGGCACGGCGCUCCUGGGCGCCCUGCGCCCGCCUGCGGGCGUCGAGUGCUCCCGCGCCGCGGCAUUCGGGCCCGUCGCCACCGUCGGGUUAUGAACUUCCGAUCGACCACCGUUGUAAAUAUCGAUACUGUACAUGCGCCUGUAUGUAAAGCCAUCAAGACACUUGCACACUUUCAGUUCAGCAUUGGGUUGUUGUGAUUACGUAUGGUUCUCGUCUACGUGAAUUUCCAUGGAUAUUCUCUCUAAAUGUAAAAAUGCUACUGUCUU